Zerene cesonia (dogface butterfly) is the source of this 2015-nucleotide messenger RNA. RefSeq names its product zinc finger protein 429-like. Gene Ontology annotation, cellular component: nucleus. The transcript has 11 exons. Lineage: Eukaryota; Metazoa; Arthropoda; Insecta; Lepidoptera; Pieridae. Gene Ontology annotation, molecular function: DNA-binding transcription activator activity, RNA polymerase II-specific; RNA polymerase II cis-regulatory region sequence-specific DNA binding; zinc ion binding. Gene Ontology annotation, biological process: regulation of transcription by RNA polymerase II. The coding region runs from base 156 to 1910 and encodes 584 amino acids. The record is from RefSeq and is a predicted model, not a curated record.
CAUUUGUUGUUUGUAACCACUAACCUGUAAGCGAUAAACUUGUUUAUAUUUAAUUCCAUUAAGUUUAUUACUUUAAUAUGAUGUUCUAAACUAUGCUAAUAUAAAUAUUAUUUCAAUGACAACGUCGAAUUUAAGACAGUAAUUUAAAGAGUAACAUGGCAAUAGAUUUCAAAAAAUUGUGUCGACUUUGUGCUAAGAAAGAGCAAGUUUUAAAAGAUUUAAAUGAUGAGAACAGUAAAAAUAUUCUAAAAAUGAUACAAGACUUUGUGCAAAUAGCUGUAUGUGAAAACGAUGGUCUUCCAACUAAAAUAUGUCUCAACUGCGAGGAAAAAAUUGUGUCAUUUCAAUUAUUUAUUUUGGAAUGUUACAAAGUUCAAGAAACAUUACAGAAUAUGUAUAUAAAUGAUUGUGAAAAGUAUACAACUCAAUUAGGUGGCAGUGAAUUUCAUAAUGGCACCUCAGAUAUUAAACCAGAAGUUAAAGAUGAAAUUAUAACUGAUGUUGUUAUAGCUACUAUUAAAUCAGAAGACCCUUAUCAAGAUUUUGAAACAGAAAUAUAUGAGAAUGAUGAUAUUGAUUUCAAGAGUGAUAGUGAAUGUAGUGACAGCAUAACACUCGCCUCAUUAAAAGAAGCUAAAUUAAAGGAACCAAAGAAGAAAGAAAUGACGGAAGAGCAGAAACAAGAAUAUGAAAGAAUCCUUCAGAAGGCUGAUGCGAAAAUAAGAGAUUUUGUUGCGAUGAAAUGUGAAGAAUGUUGUGAAUCUUUUAAGGUAUGGGGAAGGCUUCGAUUACACUAUAUAAGAGUUCAUAAGAAAAGACCAUUGGCCUUCUGUAUUUGUGGGUAUGCAGUAAGAUCUAAAAGUGCACUCUAUAGACAUGUAUCAGAACAUAAAUCCAAAAUGCCCAAAUUGUCAAAAAGAAUUAAUUAUGUUGGAAAUGAUUUAAGGGCAUCAGAUCUAAUUAAGUUUGUUUGUGAUAAGUGUGACAAAGAAUUUUCUAGUUGGUAUAAACUGAAAAGUCACAGUGAAUGGAAACACAAAGUAACACCAACAGUGAGAUGUCGGUGUGGAAUCCUUCUCAACUCUAGAACUGUUAUGUAUAAACACAUUCAGGACCACAGAGCGCCUGAUGUAUUGCACUGCGAUAAAUGUCCCAAAACAGCUAAAACAGUUGAUGAACUUGAGAAACAUAAACUAAGACACAUUCCCAAGUCAGAAAGAAAUUUCCAGUGCUCAUCAUGUGAUAAAGUCUUUUCAUCAAAGGACUGUUUGAAAUCUCACGAAAGAUCACACAUACCUAUAGAGCAGAGAAAAAUUUAUCACUGUGAUGUUUGUAAUCUCAAGUUCACGACACGCUCGUCGGCCACGUCGCACAAGCGCGUGGUGCACGAGAAGAUCAAGAGCUACGUGUGCGACCUGUGCGGGUACGCGUGCGGCACCAACGGCGAGCUGCGCCAGCACCGCGCGAUACACAGCGACGACAAGCCGUUCGUGUGCCGCAAGUGCUCCAAGGCAUUCAAAACGUACUCGAACCUAAAGACGCACAUGGACACGCACGAGGAGACAUCCUACGUGUGCUUCGUGUGUAACCGCGUGCUGAACAGCCGGCGCACGCUGCGCAAGCACUUGCUGGUGCACGACGACAAGUGCACGCACGUGUGCACGUAUUGCAAUAAGGCUUUCAAGCGUCGGCAGACUUUGAAGGUGCACCUGUCGAUGCACACGGGCGACAAGCCGCUGUCGUGCAAGUGGUGCGACGAGCGGUUCGCGUACGCGUCCACGCUGCGCUCGCACCGCCUGCGCGCGCACCCCGACAAGAGCGCGCACUACAACGCGUACGGCGCGCAGAUGGCGCAGGAAUAUUUGAAAAACGACGCCGCAUCCGUGAACGUUACGAAAAGUGAUGUAUAGCAAUAUCAUUUUAUAAUUGUUUUAUACAUAGAUUAUAGAAUUGUCAGUAUUUCGUAUUGAAAGAUAAUUUAUAAAUAUGAUUAGCACAAUACUUGUGACCGCACU